UUUCAGUCCAAAAUUACCACUAGAAUUUCAAAAUGGGGUCUGCUGGUUCUGUGGAUCGUGGACCUAUUCGAACACUUGUUCUAGGAUGUAUGGGCGCUGGGAAGACAUCUUUUAUUCGACAAAUGGUCAAAAAUCACACAAAGAGCAUCUGUUUGCGACGAGAAUUGUAUUUGUAUUGCGUUCAACUCAAUCUUCUUAAUAUUUACCGUGAACUGAAAAACGUCAUAGAAGCUUUGGAAAUUCCUAUCAGUGAAGAUCAGAAACAAAGGUUCACCCAAUUAGAUGAAUACCGUCACCGAGAGGUUUUCCCUCCAAAAAUCAUUGAAGCAAUGAAGGAGCUGUUUGAAUCGGGUCUCUACGAGUUAUGCAGACUUCGACAACGAAUUCUUCCACUUCCACAAAACUAUCAUUUUCUAUUUCAACGUGGCGAUGACUUUAUGAAUCCGGAAUAUGUACCCUCAGAACUGGAAAUAAUGAUGUCAUACUCACAGACUUGUGGCUUAAAUCGGGAAAAUGUCACGUGUCAAGGAUAUAAGUUUGAGCUUCUCGAAAUGCCAGGACAUCAUCUGUGGAGAGCAAAAUGGGCUGAUUAUUUUGAUGAUCCAAAUCUUGUCGUUUUUGUAAUUGAUCUCAGUGAACUUUGUGAUCCGGCUUUUUAUAAUAAAGGAUAUCUUGAAAAUAAGACAGUAACCGUAUUCGAAUCUCUCGUAAAUAAUCCAGUUCUCGCCAAAGUUUACUGGUUACUUCUGUUCAACAAAGCCGACACAUUCAAUGAUCACUCGGCUGGAUUUGAUUUCCGAAAGCUCGCAAAUCAUCUGGACACUGCUGACAGUGCUCGAUCUUUCUAUAGAUCUCAGUUUACAACUAAAAUCUCAAAGACACGAUGUUUCCCGCAUAUCGUGUCCUUAGUCAACUUCAAGGAGAGCCAAUCUGUGAUGAUGGAAAUGUUCAAGAAAAUCGGAAAAAUGCAUCGAGAACGUCCCAAUCUAAUGUAAUCGUAUUUUAUGAACUGUUUUCUUUAUUCAUUUUGGAACUUUAUAAAAGUAUAAAAUUUAAUUAUUAAGUAACAACUAAAAAACAAAACAAAAAA
Caenorhabditis elegans is the source of this 1090-nucleotide messenger RNA. RefSeq names its product G Protein, Alpha subunit (gene gpa-18). The transcript is spliced from 7 exons. Gene Ontology annotation, biological process: signal transduction; G protein-coupled receptor signaling pathway. The coding region runs from base 33 to 995 and encodes 320 amino acids. Gene Ontology annotation, cellular component: heterotrimeric G-protein complex. NCBI's taxonomy places the organism in Eukaryota, Metazoa, Nematoda, Chromadorea, Rhabditida, Rhabditidae. The record is from RefSeq and is marked reviewed. Gene Ontology annotation, molecular function: GTPase activity; GTP binding; guanyl nucleotide binding.